Messenger RNA from Neomonachus schauinslandi (Hawaiian monk seal), 3472 nucleotides. It is a transcript of the gene SMC5, whose product is annotated as structural maintenance of chromosomes 5. Bases 61 to 3381 code for a protein of 1106 amino acids. Gene Ontology annotation, molecular function: ATP binding; ATP hydrolysis activity. Gene Ontology annotation, cellular component: Smc5-Smc6 complex. The transcript is spliced from 25 exons. Gene Ontology annotation, biological process: double-strand break repair via homologous recombination. The record is from RefSeq and is a predicted model, not a curated record. NCBI's taxonomy places the organism in Eukaryota, Metazoa, Chordata, Mammalia, Carnivora, Phocidae.
GGCACCGAGCCUGCAGGUCGGUGGGAACGGAAGCGCCUCUGGCGCGGCGGGGAAGCCAGGAUGGCGACUCCGAGUAGGAAGACGUCGACCUCAAGCUCCCUGGUUUCCAAGAGAGCUCUCCCGAGGGAUCCCUCGUCGGAGGUCCCGAGCAAGAGAAAGAGCUCGGCCCCUCCGGCGCCGCCGCCGCCGCUGCCGCUGCAAUCGUCCAGGCCUUUCGUGGAAGGCUCUAUCGUCCGCAUCGUGAUGGAGAACUUCUUAACGUAUGAUAUCUGUGAAGUAUCUCCUGGACCCCAUCUGAAUAUGAUUAUUGGAGCUAACGGCACAGGAAAAUCUAGCAUCGUGUGUGCCAUUUGUCUUGGAUUAGCAGGCAAACCUGCUUUCAUGGGACGGGCAGAUAAGGUUGGUUUUUUUGUGAAGAGAGGAUGUUCCAAAGGAAUGGUUGAAAUUGAAUUGUUCAGAACUUCUGGAAAUCUUAUAAUCACCCGUGAGAUUGACGUGGCAAAAAAUCAGUCUUCUUGGUUCAUCAACAAAAAAUCUACAACCCAGAAAGUAGUAGAAGAACAAGUUGCAGCCUUAAACAUUCAAGUGGGCAAUCUUUGCCAAUUUCUACCUCAGGAUAAAGUUGGAGAAUUUGCUAAACUGAGUAAAACUGAACUCCUUGAAGCUACUGAGAAGUCCAUUGGUCCUCCAGAAAUGCACAGAUACCAUUGUGAACUCAAAAACUUCAGGGAGAAAGAAAAACAACUAGAGACCUCAUGCAAAGAGAAAACUGAGUAUCUAGAGAAAAUGAUUCAGAGGAAUGAAAGAUAUAAACAAGAUGUGGAGAGGUUCUAUGAACGUAAGCGACAUUUAGAUUUGAUUGAGAUGCUUGAAGCUAAAAGGCCGUGGGUGGAAUAUGAAAAUGUUCGUCAGGAGUAUGAAGAAGUAAAACUAGCUCGAGACCGAGUGAAGGAAGAGGUGAGAAAACUUAAAGAAGGGCAGAUCCCUAUGACCCGUCGAAUUGAAGAAAUUGAGAGGCAGCGUCACAUUUUGGAGGCUCAAAUCAAAGAGAAGGCAACAGAUAUCAAGGAGACUUCUCAAAAAUGCAAACAAAAGCAAGAUAUUAUAGAAAGGAAAGAUAAACAGAUUGAGGAACUGCAGCAGGCAUUAACCGUAAAACAGAAUGAAGAACACGACCGCCAGAGGAGGAUAAGUAACACUCGGAAGAUGAUAGAGGAUUUGCAGAAUGAACUGAAGACCUCAGAAAACUGUGAGAAUCUUCAGCCCCAGAUUGAUGCCAUUACAAAUGAUUUGAGACGAGUUCAAGAUGAAAAGGCAUUAUGUGAAGGCGAGGUAAUUGAUAAGCGAGGAGAGAAGGAGAGCCUAGAGAAGGAGAGAAAGAGUGUGGGUGAUAAUAUUGUACGAUUUGACAGUCUUAUGAAUCAGAAGGAAGAUAAGCUGCGACAAAGAUUCCGUGACACAUAUGAUGCUGUUUUAUGGCUAAGAAGUAACCGGGACAAAUUUAAGCAAAGAGUCUGUGAGCCUAUAAUGCUCACGAUCAAUAUGAAAGAUAAUAAAAAUGCCAAAUAUAUUGAAAAUCAUAUUUCAUCAAAUGACUUGAGAGCUUUUGUAUUUGAGAGUCAAGAAGAUAUGGAGGUUUUUCUCAAAGAGAUUCGUGACAAUAAAAAAUUAAGAGUAAAUGCUGUUAUUGCUCCUGAGAGCUCAUAUGCAGACAAAGCACCUUCAAGAUCUCUGAAUGAGCUAAAACGGUAUGGAUUUUUCUCUUACUUGCGAGAGUUAUUUGAUGCACCUGAUCCGGUCAUGAGUUUCCUUUGCUGCCAUUAUCAUAUUCAUGAAGUUCCGGUAGGAACUGAAAGGACCAGAGAAAGAAUUGAACGGGUAAUACAAGAAACCCGGUUAAAGCAAAUGUAUACAGCAGAAGAAAAGUAUGUGGUGAAAACUUCCUUUUAUUCAGAUAAAGUUAUUUCUAGUAACACAUCCCUAAAAGUAGCCCAGUUUCUCACAGUCACUGUGGAUCUAGAGCAAAGAAGACACUUAGAAGAACAGCUAAAGGAGAUUAAUAGAAAAUUGCAAGCAGUGGAAGCAGGGUUGAUUGCCCUAUGUGAGAGAAACAGACAUCUAGAACACAAAGACAAUGAACUUAGACAAAAGAAGAAGGAGCUUCUUGAAAGGAAAACCAAGAAAAGACAAUUGGAACAAAAAAUUAGUUCUAAACUAGGAAGUUUAAAGCUGAUGGAACAGGAUACUUGCAACCUUGAAGAGGAAGAGCGAAAAGCAAGUACCAAAGUCAGAGAAAUAAAUGUUCAAAAAGCAAAACUUGUUACUGAAUUAACAAACUUUGUAAAGAUUUGUACUUCUUUGCAUAUACAAAAAGUUGAUUUAAUUCUUCAAAAUACUACAGUGAUCUCUGAGAAGAACAAAUUAGAAUCCGAUUACAUGGCUGCUUCAUCACAACUCCGUGUCACAGAGCAACACUUCAUUGAGCUGGAUGAAAGUCGACAGAGAUUAUUGCAGAAAUGUAAGGAGCUGAUGAAGAGAGCUAGGCAAGUAUGUAACCUGGGUGCAGAGCAGACGGUUCCUCAAGAAUACCAGACACAAGUACCCACCAUUCCAAAUGGACACAACUCCUCACCCCCCAUGGCUUUCCAGGAUCUUCCAAACACAUUGGAUGAAAUUGAUGCUUUAUUAACUGAAGAAAGAUCAAGAGCUUCUUGCUUCACAGGACUGAACCCGACAGUGGUUGAAGAAUACACAAAAAGAGAAGAAGAAAUAGAGCAAUUAACUGAGGAACUAAAGAUAAAGAAAGUUGAACUGGAUAAAUACAGGGAAAACAUUUCACAGGUAAAAGAAAGGUGGCUUAAUCCUUUAAAAGAGCUCGUAGAAAAAAUUAAUGAAAAAUUCAGCAAUUUUUUCAGUUCUAUGCAGUGUGCUGGUGAAGUUGAUCUACAUACAGAAAAUGAGGAAGACUAUGAUAAAUACGGAAUUCGCAUUCGAGUCAAGUUCCGCAGCAGUACACAGCUGCACGAGCUGACCCCACACCAUCAGAGCGGCGGGGAAAGAAGUGUUUCCACCAUGUUGUACUUGAUGGCGCUUCAGGAGCUUAAUCGAUGUCCAUUUAGAGUCGUGGAUGAAAUCAAUCAGGGAAUGGACCCGAUCAAUGAACGGAGAGUGUUUGAAAUGGUUGUAAAUACUGCUUGUAAAGAAAAUACAUCUCAGUACUUCUUUAUUACACCAAAGCUCCUGCAAAAUCUUCCUUAUUCUGAAAAGAUGACCGUAUUGUUUGUCUACAAUGGUCCUCAUAUGUUGGAACCUAACAGAUGGAAUUUAAAGGCUUUCCAAAGGCGGCGGCGCCGUAUCACGUUCACUCAGCCUUCUCAAUAAACGUAACGGGCGAGAACUUUGGCGUUUUUUUUGGUUAAAUCCUGUUUAUAAGUAUGGCUCACCUGAAUAAAAGGAGAUUCAUUAAGACUAA